AAAGAUAAAAAUAAAAAUAAAGAAAAGUUGGUGCAUGCAUGGAGAAGAAGGUGAUGAAUAUUAAAGCUGCAGCAAUGAUGGAAAUAUCUAGAGCACUAGGACUCAUCUCUUAUCUUCAAGCUUAUCUGUGUCCAUUAAUACCAGCCAAGAAGGAGAUGGAGCAAGCCACUAAUCUUCUUCAAGAGAUCAUGAGCUCACUCUUACAGUCUGUCACUAUUCUUAAUUCUAUUGCUGCUGCUGAUCAAAGGAUUCCCUAUGAAGAUACUGCUACUACUGUUAAGAGAAGGAGAGUACAUGAUUCAACUAGAAUUGUUACAACUAAUCCAUUCUGUGAUGGGUAUCAGUGGAAGAAGUAUGGAGAGAAGGAUAUCAAGAACUCUGAUUUUCGAAGGAAGUAUGGUCUGAAGGAUAUCAAGAACUCUAUGUUUCCAAGAACAUACUACAAAUGCACAAAUGAAGAAUGCAAAGCAAGGAAAAAAGUGCAGCAACAAGACAAAAACAUGCCUUCAAACUUCAUGGUCAUUUAUGACAUGCAACACAUAUGCAAUAAUACUGUCCAGGAAACCAAAAAAAACUUAUUGUCACCUUCAACUUCAACUAUAAAUUUUGGUUCCAUUCUAGAAUCAAGCUCUUUCAUGAUGGACAAUAUUAAUCAACAAGAACAAACCUUAUCUUCAAUCUCUGAUCAGUUCCAAAUUACUAACACAGUACUGUACAAUGAUAAUAUUAGUGUUGCAAAAGCAGUGCAGGGUGCUGAAAGUACUGGUGAUAACAUGGCAGGGAUAUUCUCACCUUUGUCUCCUUUAGAUUGUAAUGAGAUUCAGAAUGCUUUGGAGCUUUUCAACCUUGUGGAUCAUGAGGAUGGUUCAUUUGCUGAGGAUGAAGAUGACUCUCUCUUUUGAUCUAAGUCUAUGCAUGCAUAUGUAUGUUUUCAUAAAUUACGUAUGGUUUUGAAACGUUUUUGAGAGUUUGAGAGUUUAUGUUUGAAGUUGUGUGUUUGUAGUUGAUGAAGAAUGCAUCAUGAGUCUGUUUGCCUUUUCGUUUUACACUAAUAAAUUUGUGUGUUUUUCCCUCU
Molecule: messenger RNA, 1075 nt
Organism: Dioscorea cayenensis subsp. rotundata (Guinea yam)
Lineage: Eukaryota; Viridiplantae; Streptophyta; Magnoliopsida; Dioscoreales; Dioscoreaceae
Product: probable WRKY transcription factor 54
Exons: 4
Coding region: 39-902 (287 amino acids)
Biological process (GO): regulation of DNA-templated transcription
Molecular function (GO): DNA-binding transcription factor activity; sequence-specific DNA binding
Source: RefSeq, a predicted model, not a curated record